Messenger RNA from Spirometra erinaceieuropaei, 4626 nucleotides. NCBI's taxonomy places the organism in Eukaryota, Metazoa, Platyhelminthes, Cestoda, Diphyllobothriidea, Diphyllobothriidae. The record is from the annotation of a GenBank genome assembly.
AUGUUUACAACUCAGCAGCACAUCCACAGAACCCUGGAAGGGUAAAUUCCCAAGAGACGGUUAGGUACACUAGGUGUACAGACGGCGCAAACAUGGAAAAAACAAAACCGGAGACAUGCAUGAUUGUUAAAAUUAAAUUGUGAUCGUUGGAACAGCAGUUUUACAAGCCUGAGUUCAAAGGCUGGGGUUAAAAAACUGCUAUCCUAGUGAUCGUCCGUUCAUCUCCCUUGGAACAAGAACCUGGGACUCGCAUAUUCACCUAUAUUCAUGUACAUAAUUGCUUCUGCAAUUGCUCAGCCCUUGCAACAGAAUCGACCGGACAUGAUGGGUGAGCACUCAAAUCCAGUCAACUUGGAGAAAUGAUAUAUAUGCCGUUGAGAGGGCCAGGCAGUGGACAGAUUCCGCUAUCUAUGUCUUAGAAAGCAACUACUGGUGGUUAAGAAAGUAGGAUCGAAGUUCUGGUGCGAGAUUGUCAUGUUGGAGUUUGGUUCCCGAUUUCGGAGAUGAAAUUUUUUGGGGUGAACUGGAUACAAUCCAGUGAACAACAAUGCAGCUGUUUUUUUUCGUGUGAAGUUGUGUUCCACGAAAGCGGUCUAUCGAUCGUCCAGUGGACCAACUAGGGUCAGGAGGAUUCCGUGGAAUAUUAGGAAUUAGAAAUAACUCAGUUCCACAUCGUUUACUCGGCACGUUUAAAUCGGUUACUCUAGAGCAGACGCACACGAAGCCGUCUACAGCGCCGUGUGGAGGCAAAAGCUUUUUCUAGGUACUAUAACGCGAGAGAAAGUAGAUCCACCUAUGCUAUAGCAUAUACUUGAAACAGCUUAACUACCAUUAACUCAGUAUUAACAUUCAAUUAUUCCAUGGUGAAUAAUUUUGUACUUUCGAAUUCGUAUGCUCACAUGUGCCAGCAGUGAGUAGAGGUGUUUUUGUGGAGCGGACAUUUUUCCGACUGAGAUCCCGACGGUGCUUUCUAUCGCCAGACUCAUCGUAAUAAUCAUAAUAAUAGUAAUACUAAUAAUAAUAAUUCAUAUUGACCCAACUGUAAAACAACUCGGCGCCUUGGUGGGAUUCAUACCCACGCAGUAAGGGGAAGGCUUUAGUACAGCCAACGCUCUAACCACUUGAGUUACGAGGCCCCGCCGGACGACGCGAGUUUAAUCGCAAUUGGGGUCAAGUUACCCGCCCAACCUACUGCAACGUCUGGAAUCCACCGAAUCGGCUACAGUAAGUUGACUGCCCAUGCAGGAUUUCCUAAGUAAUACACCUAGAAUCCACCAGGUGACUACCAUGCUCACGUAAUUCAUAGAUGUGAAUUACUGUGUGGGUUCGAAUUCCACCAAGGCGCCGAGUUUUUCACAGUGGGGUCAAUAUGAAUUAUUCAAAAUCUCCCAAAACAUAUAUGAAUCACGUGAGCCUGGUAGUCAUCUGGUGGAUUCUAGGUGAAUUACUUAGGAAAUCCUGCUUGGCAGUCAACUUAUUGUAGCAGAUUUGGUGGAUUCCAGACGUUGCAGUAGGUUGGGCGGGUAACUUGACCCCAAUUGCGAUUAAACUCGCGUCGUCCGGCGGGGCCUCGUACCUCAAGUGGUUAGAGCGUUGGCUGUACUAAAGCCUUCCCCUUACUGCGUGGGUAUGAAUCCCACCAAGGCGCCGAGUUGUUUUACAGUUGGGUCAAUAUGAAUUAUUAUUAUUAGUAUUACUAUUAUUAUGAUUAUUACGAUGAGUCUGGCGAUAGAAAGCACCGUCGGGAUCUCAGUCGGAAAAAUGUCCGCUCCACAAAAACACCUCUACUCAGUGCUUGCGAAUGGCACCCAAGCUGCCGCCGGAGCAGAUAGUUCUGUUUUACGAGGGAGGAGAACGAAGACAUUUCUCUCAGAAUUAACAACGUCUUCAUGGCCUAAGGACAAUAUGAAGUCUCGGUUGGAUGGUGAAUUUGUCGGUUGAAAGGCACAAAUGUUCCCUCGGUUUCCUUCUCCCCACCCUCCUGAUCAACAAUAAAUUUCCUACGGCAACCGCGGCCAGCGAGGCAUGAGCUCUUCGAGUCAGCCAUUAACUUGGGCGUGUGUGUAGGCGUGUGGACGACGUGCACUAUGUUUAUGCACACUCCAGACUAUGGUUCUUUCGGGCACUAAAAAGUCCAAAAAUCCACCCACAUGAAGUGAGGCGUUCUUUUUUUAACUGUCUAACAGGCUUGGCCGUCUAUUUUUGAAUAAUAUGGGACAGUUCCGGUGGAAAACCGUCCAGUGACAGUCAGUUCUCUUCUACACUACAGAGAACGUAAAUAACCACCCUUGUUUCUGGACGAACUGAAAUAGUUAGGAUAAAAUUUAGUUUUCACAUAAUAAUGCAGUUGACCCCUUUCAGGCGCACAAAAAGCACGUGGCCCAGGAACACGCGUUUAGUUGCAUAUGAUCGGACAGUUAGUAUUCAGGUUAAUAAGUGUUUUUGGCAGAUUCGAAUUAUACGGUUGAUCCAUUUAUGAACAAGUAGGCGGCGGGCAGCUUGACCCAAAUGUGAUUAAACUCACGGCCCUAGGACGGGGUCUCAUAGCCCAGGUGGUUAGAGUGCUGGCUAUAGUCAAGCCCUGCCAUUACUGUCGUGUGUUCGGAUCCCACCGAGGGAGCCGAGUUUGUCACAUUUGGGUUGAAAUGAUGUAUUCAGAUUGUUAAAAGGAUGUUAAACGUUAAGGGCGCUUUCGGAGCUGCCACAACAAGCCUCUGAUCAUGUACUAUUUUUAAGUCUCAUGGCCGGACCCAAGGGCCGCGGUUCUUAAAUGCACGUUUAAUUUAUGGUAGGUGAGAGUACAACAAAAAGUGCUUGUCGUAUCGUGGCCAAAACGUACGCUACCAGCCGUUUCGAGUUCGAGAACGGACACGCAUUUACUCAGAGGGCAACACCCUGGCUCUACUCCAAUCACGUCUUAUUCAAUAUUGUCACUUACCGUUUGACAACACAACUUUUAGGACGGAUUUCUAGAAAAAGCCUUUAGUUACAUUUCGUCGUUCGCCCUAGAAGUUCCUCACAUUCUGGGUAAUUCACAUGUGGACAAAACAAUAGGGGAAUAAUUCUUCGCUCAACAGUAGCUUAUUCGAAAACAUAAUCGUGACACCAAUGUACUAACCUCGCUGAGAAAUGACUGAAAUUAAUCUAGAGGGAAAUAUUUGCCAAAAUUUAACUCUCCAUGCUCGACAGACGGUUGUAGCCUUUGCCAAGUAUCUUUUUGCCGGUCUCCUCUUGCUGCGCGGUAUGCGGAAGAAACCAAAAAAAUUGUUGGUGAUUUAGUCUAUGUCCGUAUGUCUUUGCGCAACUAAAUGUUUGUGUGGAACCCUAAAACCCUCUGUCUCUGUUAUACUCCCGUAGAAAUUUGAAAUCUACCAGACUGGUGCUCUGCUAGAACGUCUAACCAGACGCUACUCGGAUACGUGACACUAACUUGGAAACUUAUCCCAAGUCGAUAAAAUCGGAUCUCCAAGGAGUGUGUGCAGGUUAAAUACAGUAGAUGUGCUAUCUCAUAAAAUGUUAACCGGAGUUAUUAAAUGUGCUUUCGAUUCGAAAAGAUUACUUAAGUAGGAUUGUAAUACUGAUUAUCCUAAUAUAUUUCAGUCACACCAGGAUGCAGACUUUUAAAACACUCUUUCUUGUACUCAUUUGGUAGUAAAUUACGUCUUCAAAUUUUAUACUCGGAGGAAGGGUGUCUUGAGAUUUAAUUUCUUGUCUCACCUGCUGAUACAUUCGCAUUCGGGGUUUGCAAACUACCUGUUGUAUAAAUUCCGUCAAAUAAUACUAUUUAUUCAUCGACGCUCCUAGGAAAACGUCCCAUUGCAACGGAUUGGACUGGGUUGCACUGAUUCGAUGCUGUAUGAAUGGGCAUUUCCCGGUCUUGAGAAAUCUCAUAAUUUGAAACCUUUUUAAAACCGAAAGAUACCCUUCGUUGGGUAUAAAAUUUGAAGAUGCAGUUUGCUGUUAAAUGAGCACAGGGAAGAAUAUUUUUGUGCACGUUUUCGAUAAACAUAUAAUCUCAGCUAUAAGGACAUCAACAGUCGACGAGGAAAAUGCAUACUACUUGAGUAGUCGUUUUUUUUGCAAGGUGUAAUUUUUGCAGACGGCCGAAAAUAAGCUCAGUAAAAGCCAGCAUCCUGGGGUGACUGGAAUAACUGAGGACUAUGCUGCACGAUAAUCAAUAUUACAACCCUACCUAAGGAAUCUUUUCAAAUCAAAAGCAAAUUCCAGAAUUUCGGUUGACAUUUCAUGAGUUACCACAUCUACCGUAUACAGGGGGUAGUGUGUGACGUGCCUUCGCAUAGUCAGAAACUCGGAAAACAUUAAUUUCGGCACUUCUUGGUAGCACGUCUAAGGAGAAAGAGACAAGUGUACUGGAACAAGGAGUUUAUUCGUCUAACCACUCGGAUUAAUCGGAGGUGGCAGCAGCAGCAGCAGCAGCAGCAGCAGCAGCAGCAGCAGCAGCAGCAGCAGCAGCAGCAGCAGCAGCAGCAGCAGCAGCAGCAGCAGCAGCAGCAGCAGCAGCAGCAGCAGCAGCAGCAGCAGCAGCAGCAGCAGCAGCAGCAGCAGCAGCAGCAGCAACAGCAGCAGCAGCAGCAGCAGCAAGGAAUGGCGAGACAUCAGGGUUAG